Orycteropus afer afer is the source of this 4689-nucleotide messenger RNA. The record is from RefSeq and is a predicted model, not a curated record. Lineage: Eukaryota; Metazoa; Chordata; Mammalia; Tubulidentata; Orycteropodidae.
UAAAACAGCGGGGCGGUGCAUCACGUGGGUCGGGGACGUGUCAGGGGGCGGAGCCUCUGCAGCCCCUGCCCGAGUUAAAACCGGAGUGUGAGAGAGAAAAGCGCUUCAGUAGCGAGAGGGGCUGAGAAAGUGGUGACACCGCCGGGACACGUCUGCCUCUAUGAACCAGCGCAGCCAUCUGGGCACCACCUACCUGGACACGGCCAAAGGCGCGGUAGAGACCUUCAUGAAGCUCCGUGCCCGAGAUCCUGCCAGCAGAGGAGACAGGUACAUGCUGGUCACUUUCGAAGAGCCGCCCUAUGCUAUCAAGGCUGGAUGGAAAGAAAACCAUGCAACGUUUAUGAAUGAACUGAAAAACCUUCAGGCUGAAGGACUUACGACUCUUGGCCAAUCCCUAAGGACAGCUUUUGAUUUAUUAAAUUUAAAUAGAUUAGUAACUGGCAUAGACAACUAUGGGCAGGGAAGAAACCCUUUUUUCUUGGAGCCAGCAAUAAUUAUUACAAUUACUGAUGGGAGCAAGUUGACUACUACCAGUGGAGUCCAGGAUGAGCUUCAUUUACCUCUCAAUUCUCCUUUGCCUGGAAGUGAAUUGACCAAGGAACCUUUUCGUUGGGAUCAGAGACUCUUUGCAUUAGUGUUGCGAUUACCUGGCACCAUGUCGGUAGAAUCAGAGCAGUUAACAGGUGUUCCUUUAGAUGACUCUGCAAUCACACCAAUGUGUGAAGUAACAGGAGGUCGUUCAUAUUCUGUAUGUUCUCCAAGAAUGCUUAAUCAGUGUCUGGAGUCCUUGGUGCAAAAGGUGCAAAGUGGGGUGGUAAUAAACUUUGAAAAAGCAGGACCAGAUCCUUCUCCUGUGGAAGAUGGGCAACCAGAUGUAUCAAGGCCUUUUGGAUCUCAGCCUUGGCAUAGUUGUCACAAGCUCAUAUAUGUCAGACCAAACCCUAAAACUGGGGUUCCUAUAGGUCACUGGCCUGUUCCAGAAUCUUUUUGGCCAGAUCAGAAUUCUCCAACACUACCACCUCGUACAUCUCAUCCUGUAGUGAAGUUUUCCUGCACAGACUGUGAACCCAUGGUUAUUGACAAAUUGCCUUUUGACAAAUAUGAGUUGGAACCUUCACCACUGACUCAAUUUAUCCUGGAAAGGAAAUCUCCUCAAACAUGUUGGCAGGUAUAUGUGAGCAAUAGUGCAAAAUAUAGUGAACUUGGUCAUCCUUUUGGUUACUUGAAAGCCAGUACAGCACUGAACUGUGUCAAUUUAUUUGUGAUGCCUUACAAUUAUCCAGUCCUUCUUCCCCUUUUAGAUGACUUGUUUAAAAUACAUAAAGCAAAACCAACACUGAAAUGGAGACAGUCAUUUGAAAGUUAUUUGAAGACGAUGCCUCCCUACUAUCUUGGGCCCUUGAAGAAAGCUGUUAGAAUGAUGGGAGCACCUAACCUAAUAGCAGACAGUAUGGAAUAUGGACUUAGUUACAGUGUCAUUUCGUACCUCAAAAAAUUGAGUCAGCAGGCCAAAAUAGAAUCUGAUCGAGUUAUUGGAUCUGUAGGCAAAAAAGUAGUACAGGAAACCGGAAUUAAAGUCCGGAGCCGAUCACAUGGUUUAUCAAUGGCAUAUAGGAAAGAUUUUCAACAGUUGCUCCAGGGAAUUUCAGAAGAUGUUCCUCACAGACUGCUAGACCUUAAUAUGAAGGAGUACACUGGAUUCCAGGUUGCGUUGCUGAAUAAGGAUUUGAAACCACAGACAUUUAGAAAUGCUUAUGACAUACCAAGACGGAAUCUUUUGGAUCACUUAACAAGAAUGAGAUCCAAUCUUUUGAAGAGCACCCGCAAAUUUCUUAAAGGACAGGAUGAAGAUCAAGUGCACAGUGUUCCUAUAGCACAAAUGGGAAAUUACCAGGAAUACCUCAAGCAAGUACCUUCUCCAUUACGAGAACUUGAUCCUGACCAGCCUCGAAGGUUGCAUACAUUUGGUAACCCCUUUAAGCUGGAUAAAAAGGGUAUGAUGAUAGAUGAAGCAGAUGAAUUUGUGGCUGGACCUCAAAAUAAACAUAAACGACCUGGAGAACCAAAUAUGCAAGGGAUCCCCAAAAGACGUCGGUGUAUGUCUCCGUUACUAAGAGGCAGACAGCAGAAUCCUGUUGUGAACAAUCAUAUUGGAGGAAAAGGACCACCUGUACCUAUGACUCAAGCACAGCCUGAUCUUAUUAAACCCCUCCCUCUUCAUAAAAUGUCAGAAACCGCUAAUGAUUCGGCAAUAGAUGACGUGGUUGAAAAUCAUGUGGCAGACCAACUUCCGUCAGACAUUACACCAAAUGCUGUAGAUACUGAGUUUUCAACAUCCUCUUCAGCCAGUUUACUGGAACGACCAACUAAUCAUACAGAGGCUCUGGGUCAUGACCAUUUAGGAACUAAUGACCUAACUGUUGGUGGGUUUUUAGAAAAUCAUGAGGAGCCAAGAGAUAAAGAACAAUGUGUUGAAGAGAAUAUACCAGCAUCUUCACUCAACAAAGGAAAGAAAUUGAUGCAUUGCAGAAGCCAUGAAGAGGUCAACACUGAACUCAAAGCACAAAUAAUGAAAGAGAUCCGAAAACCAGGAAGAAAAUAUGAAAGAAUAUUCACUUUACUGAAGCACGUGCAAGGCAGUUUACAAACAAGACUAAUAUUUUUACAAAAUGUCAUCAAAGAAGCAUCAAGGUUUAAAAAACGAAUGCUAAUAGAACAACUGGAGAACUUUUUGGAUGAAAUUCAUCGAAGAGCCAAUCAGAUCAACCAUAUUAAUAGCAAUUAAAAGAAAAUAGAAUGUGGCCACUUAGUUCACUCUCUUCUCCAAACAUAAAGUAAAUACAGGACUGUUGUGAUCUUGCAUUCAUUUUUGACAUGCAUUGUUGGUUAUUUGAAACACAAAAAGGAAGUCUACAGAUACUUUUCUCAUCAUUUUACAGUGACCUUUUCUUCACUUUGGUUUAUUUUUGUAAUGUGAAAAAGUAUCACUCUAAAAAAAUUUUUUAUUUAACAAACUAAAAAUAUUCCUCCAGAUCUCUUGCUUGUCAUUGACUCUUGCGUGUCAAUUUCCCUCAGGUUCUAUUUUCUUAAACCAACCUUUAAAAUUGUCACCUCUGUUAAGGUUGAACUUUGCCAAAAAGGAAAAAAGAAAAAAAAAAAGGAGUUACUUUGUAAUUUUUGGGGAAAAAAGCACAUACAUUAAAACUAGGUAAUGUUUUGUAUAUACAGUUAUUUUGGAUAUAUUAUUGUAAGUUGUACAAAUGUAUUUUGAAGAAUAUUUAAGAAAAGCACUUUUGUUAUUCCAUCAAUAAAUGCUCUAUUUUACUCUUGUGUGGUUUAGGAAAUAAUCACAUUUAAAGUAAUCAUUUGAAAAAAAAUUAAUGGAAUCUUAAAGGCCUUGCUUUUUAGCACUGGAGAAAUAUACCAUAGAGGCUCCUAUUUGUGAAAAGUAACUGUAAUCACAUGUUAGGUAAUCUGCGUUGUCUUUUUACUCUAUGUUCUUAGUUUUUGCUGUCCACAGCAACAUACUCCCCUUUUUGUUUAGAUAAUGGAAACGACUGUAUCUGUGACAUACAAGCAGAUACUUACAAAGCUGUUUCAAAAGCAGGCUUUGGACAUUACUGGUUUCUUUACUUCCUUCAACCAUUUUUCUCUUCUCACUAAGUAUGUGGAUGGCACUUUACAGAAGCUGUUAGAGGGAGUGGUAAGUGUGGGGUACACUACAUACUCUAAAAUGUCUAGCCUUUAGCAACUUGAUGCCAUGCUUACACAAAGGCCCAUCACAAAGUGGAGGGGUCUCUUCAUUCUGCUCUACUAUUCUUGAGCUUAAACUCUCAAUUUUAUUUAGAAGCUAAAGGAAAGGAAACACAGUUAAGAUGGCCUUGCUUAUGAUCACUUUAUAUCUCCCCCUCCCCCCAAGUGACACAGAAUAAAGAAAACCCCAUAUUAUUCAUUCUCCAUUGUCGAUCCAACAUGGCCUUGAGUUUCCUUAUGAAUGAAGCAAUUCUAUGACCUGACUCACUUGUCAUUCAUAGAUCACUGCUGUGCCUUAGUGUUUUUUGGAGGUAACCAAUAGAAAAUGUUAAAAUACAUUUGGAUUAAAAGAGGGUGAAAUUUAUAAUAAAUUGAAAUAUUUUUGCAUUCAUUGUAUUUGAAAAUCAAAUACCCUUUUUACACUUUAGCAGAACAUUUUUUUUUAAUUUCAAGGGUAUAGCAAAAUGAAAUUGUAACUUUGGGUGAAGAAAAGUAUAGUUGAAAGGAAAGGGUGUACUUGAGAUCUGUUAAUUUAAUCCAAGGGAAUUGGAAUUUUCCCAAUACUGUAAGCAAACCCUGUCAAGAUAAAGAAGCAUUUAAUGUGACAUAUAAUAUUUUCAUAUGCAAUUCUUUAAACCUUUUUUUAAUCUACAAAACACUUUUUAAGUAAAGCAGGAUAUCAUUUAAAAGGUGAAGUUGUUAAAGUAAUUGCCUGCAGUCACAUUGCUAAAUUCAGCAAUUUCUAAACAAUCCAGAAUACAUUAUCUGCUCUUAAAUUAUAUAUGUUUAGAUUCUGAGAUUAACAAAAGGGAUUAGAAAUCAUUCAGAUAUAAACUCAUACUUAACAAUAUCUAGGAAAGAAACUCAAUCUCGCCCAUUAUUUGUUAGCUUUCCUAGCCAGGAAUUUUUUGUUUCCAUUUGAUGGGUUGUUCAUGA